Magnolia sinica is the source of this 618-nucleotide messenger RNA. RefSeq lists its product as uncharacterized. The record is from RefSeq and is a predicted model, not a curated record. The coding region runs from base 1 to 618 and encodes 205 amino acids. NCBI's taxonomy places the organism in Eukaryota, Viridiplantae, Streptophyta, Magnoliopsida, Magnoliales, Magnoliaceae. The transcript has 4 exons.
AUGAAUAUAAGUAGCUUAUUUGAGCGCUUUCAGCGCUUCUGCCCUCUCACUUUUGCAAGUACUCCUAGGCCCGAGGAAGCUGAGUACUGGCUGGAUCGCAUCUCUAAGAUGUUGAAGCCGUUGUAUUGUACUGAGUAUGUUCCUUAUUUAUUUCUGAGAUUUACUUGCUAUGAUCUUGGGUAUGUUCGUUUGGAUUGGAAUUAUGAUAUGGAAAUCCUCCUUGCCAUCACUGCAGUCCUCCAGUCCCGUCAGCCUGCCGAUGAGGUUCCUGCGCAGUCUGACUUGCCGUAUGCGAGCGCGAUAUUCCGGAAGUUCCAACAGUAUGAUCCCCCAAGGUUCAGUGGUGAGCCUGACCCUGAAAGUGCCCUGGAGCAGAGGGUGAUUGAGUUUGAGGCCCUAGUUCAAGGAGAUAUGAUGGUGUCCCAUUAUAAGGCCCGUUUUGUAGCGCUUUCCCGAUUCACCCCUUACCUCGUCGACGACGAGAAGAAGAGGGCUCACCGUUUUGUGAGCGACUUGCAUCCCGCUCUUCGUAGCCGUGUGGUGAGACAUUACUUGAUGACAUUUAAUCAGGUCAUCCAUAGAGCAUUGGUUUAUGAGGAGGACUGGGCUUUGUCCUAG